Messenger RNA from Mangifera indica (mango), 1589 nucleotides. RefSeq names its product F-actin-capping protein subunit alpha. NCBI's taxonomy places the organism in Eukaryota, Viridiplantae, Streptophyta, Magnoliopsida, Sapindales, Anacardiaceae. Gene Ontology annotation, molecular function: actin filament binding. The record is from RefSeq and is a predicted model, not a curated record. Gene Ontology annotation, biological process: barbed-end actin filament capping; actin cytoskeleton organization. Gene Ontology annotation, cellular component: actin cortical patch; F-actin capping protein complex. The transcript has 10 exons. The coding region runs from base 199 to 1107 and encodes 302 amino acids.
UCAUCGAAAUCAUUUCUACUCACACACCCCCAGGCCCUUUACAGAUCAUACAACUCUCUCUCUCUUCCCACCUUUUUUAUUUUAUUUUAUUUUAUUUUUCCAUUUUCCCAAAAUUUUCACUCCUCGCUCGCUCCUUUCCUUUCAAAUCCACACCCCACUAACAUUGCUUCAAUUCAAGUCCUUCACGCGUGCCAACACAUGGCGGAAGAGUCCGAGCUCAGCUGUAAACAGAAGAAAGAGAUCGCCAAAUGGUUCCUCCUCAACGCUCCCGCCGGCGAAAUCCAAUACGUCGCCAAAGAUUUGAAAUCGGUUUUGAAUGACGAUGACGUGUACAACGAGGCGGCUUCUGAGUCGUUCCCUAUUUACAACAAAUCUCACAUGAUUUGCAUCCAAAUGCCUGCUGGAACUGGAGAUGUGUUGGUAACAUCAUAUGGUGAGCUUGAUAAGAAUAAGUAUCUUGAUCCUAGGACUGCCCAGGUUGCUAUAAUUGACCAUGUUAAACAGGUUUGUACAGAAGUAAGACCUGCAGCUGAUGAGGAACUUCCAUCUCCAUAUAUUGAGGAAUUCCGGUAUGCUCUGGAUUCAGAAGUACUUAGAUAUGUUGGUGAAGCUUAUCCAAAAGGUGUAUGUUCAGUUUAUUGUACAAAGGGAAAAGAUGUGGAGGGACCGGGAUUUGAUUUUGAGCUUGUCGUGGUGAUUUCUGCUGCCAGACUUAGCCCACAGAACUUUUGUAAUGGAAGUUGGCGGUCAAUAUGGAACAUUGAGUUCAACGAUGAUGCACAAGUGCUGGAAGUGACAGGCAAGCUGCAGGUGGGUGCCCAUUAUUUUGAAGAGGGAAAUGUUCAGUUAGAUGCAAAACAUGAAUGCAAAGAUUCAACAAUCUUUCAGUCCCCUGACGACUCUGCAAUUUUGAUAGCCCACAUUAUACGCCAUCAUGAGACAGAGUAUCUGGCAUCCCUAGAGGCAUCCUACUCAAAUCUGCCAGAUAACACAUUCAAGGAUCUCCGGAGGAAACUUCCAGUUACCCGUACCCAUUUCCCUUGGCAUAACACUUCACAAUUUAGCCUUACAAGAGAAAUCUCAAAAGAACUCGGAAUCGGAAAGUGAAUAUUACAGCAUCUUGAAAACAUGGCCAUUGUCUUGAUGCGUAAAAUUGAGAUAGUGAGUCCCCUUCCUAUUGCUGAUUUGCUUUCUUAAACAUAUUAAUUCUUGGGAGAGUUUACUUCCUCUCCCUUCCUCACCUCAAAUUCAGUCAAUUGCAGUAGAUAUGCCAUUUGCCAUCCGAUUGUUCUUUGUCAAUAGUGUUCUCAAUUUUGGUGCGUAGUUCUUGUACCGUGUUACUGACGGAGUCAUGUUGUGUAUAGCAGUAAUUUUUUUCAACAAUGACAUUAUUUUUCCCUUCUGAUGUUUGUAAAGUUUGUGACCUUAAUUUUGACUCUGUUUGCGCUGUAUCCUUAAAUUAUUUACUCGCUGGAUUCCUUUGAAGAGUUUGUGGGAUGCGAUGAAUUAGGGCUUUCAUGGCAGAGAAGUAAAACUGAGAACAGAUGCUUGUUUAGUAAUUCAUAAUUAUAAUCUUGGGUUUUUCUUAA